This is a messenger RNA of Ictidomys tridecemlineatus (thirteen-lined ground squirrel), 5100 nucleotides long. The record is from RefSeq and is a predicted model, not a curated record. NCBI's taxonomy places the organism in Eukaryota, Metazoa, Chordata, Mammalia, Rodentia, Sciuridae.
GAUGAUAUUUUAGGUUUGUUUAUUAUCUGCAAGAACCAAGGCUUGAAAUUCCCCUUCUGGGAGUGAUGCUUCCUAAAGAACACAAUAGUGAAGUAGGAGCUGGAAGAAAUGAAUUCUGUCCUGUGCCCUUUGCUGCCUCACUUCUACUCACACAAUUACACCUUGUCAAUCCGUGAAAUAGGGAUUUGGGACACCUCUUUCAUGAGAUUGAAUCUGAUGAAAAAAUACUUAGGACCUGCCGGAAUUUGGAAAUUACUCCUUCCUCGGCACUAUUUAGACACUUCUGAUUGCAAUAAGGUUCUGUUUAAUUGUAGGUCACAAAGAGAGCAGUCUGAAUGUUAAUUUUUAUUUUAAUUUUCACCAAAAUAAUUAUGUACAAGAUUGUAAAAAUAAAAUUAUAUUGAAAGAGUUGUCCCCUGCCCCUAAUUUUUGCUUUCCAAGGUCAACCACUUGGAACCUUGUAACUGCCUUAGCUCUUUUGGGGGUUUGCCUCUGUAUUUUGUUAGUUUUUUAUACCUCAUUGUACUAUAAAAUUCCUACUAUAAAAUCAUAUGCAGUAUUUACAUUUGUAUUAUUUGAAAAUACUUUUCACCACUGAAUCAUGUUGUUUUUUUCUGUUAUAUAACUUUUUUUCCUGAUAUAAUAAUUGACUUUUUCUUUUGAUUAGCUUUCUUUGUAUCUCUCAUUAAUUCCUUACCAUUUUGGUAGAGCAGUUGCCCUCUCAAUGCAGUCAGAAGGGUUUCAUUUUUGUCUGGGAAAUACUUUCCCAGAAAAUAAUUUAGUAACUUUCUGAUAAAGUAUUGUUCAUCUGAAUAUAUUCUUAUUUUACUUCCACAUUUGAUUUAUAGUUUGGAAACCAUUCAAAAGUGCUAUUUUAAUUUUUUUCUUUUCAGUGUUAUUAUUAUUAAGAAUACUAUGCAAUUCUAAUCUAUGUGACCAGUUUCUUUUCUCUGGGAAAUAUUGAGAUUUUUCUUUUAAGCUCUAGAGUCAGAAAUUCAUAAUUAUUUUGGCAUAAGUUCUUUUCCUCCUCUGUUCUAGGUGCUUUCAGUGGACAUUUGGGGGAAAUUACUUGUAUUUUUCCCCUUAGAUAAUAUCUCACUCCCUUUACCCCUCUUUUUUCUCUUUCUACAACUUCUACUAUUUGAAUAUUGGAUAUCCUGGAUUAAACUUAUGUUUUUCUCAUCUUCUUUCUCUAAUUUUAUGGUGUAUCUCCUUCUACUUUCUAGGAGAUGAGUCUUCCAAACCUUUGGAUGGGUUUCUAAUUUAUACUAUCAUAUUUUUAAAUUUUAUUUUCAAGGACUCCUUUGUUUUUUGAAUAUCUCUUUUUGAGGAACAUCUUAUUCUUUCAAGAAGGCAAUAUUUUUUCCCAUCUACAUUUUCUUCAUCUGUCUUUAUUGUCUCUGGCUCCUCCAAGUGUUUUUGUUUGUCUCUGUCUUUACCACUCUAGUGUCCCUCAUAUAUCUUGUUCUUGGUUAUUCAUAUUUAAGAGAGGAAUAACUGCAACAAUAAGGUAAUUAGAAAUUCCAUGUUUGUCCUGAUUAAUGGAGGACUUUUUCAUAGGGUAAGGACUGGUUGUUUUCAGAUGGCUCAGAACUGGGCGUCACCUGUUAAUUAAUUAUCCUAGGCAAGGAUUCUACUUUCUGUUGCUUGGGAAGUUGAAGCUUGGCUACCAGAUGGUAGGAAUAGUAACCUCAUUUUUUAGUAUGCAGUUUUUCUGUUUUAUUGAAUACUCAGUUUUUAGCAUGGCCUUCCUGUCCUCAGUAUGCCUGUUUAGACUUUAGACUCAAUGGACCUUUUUAGUGUGAGAGGCAGGGGAUGUCUUUGUAGGUCUAACUCAUUUUUAUGUACACUUUAAAACAAAGUGUGUAAAUCAUUUGAAAUUUGGGUCAUGCACACCUACAGUUUUAGGUAUAUUGCCUGAAACUUUCUAGAGAUGUACAGCAUGUGUUUAAGCGCUCCCCUGUAGACACUUAUGACUAUAUUUUUCAUUCUCCCACUCAGUCACGGUUGACAUACCUGCUUUCCCACUUUCCACAUUUCUUCAAACUCCGCCUUAUUGUCAGAUCUCCCAGUCUUUUUAACCUUGUUGAAUUGUGCCUUUUCGUUUUUCAUUUUAAAAUCAUUUUAUUGCUAUUUGGUCGGUGUUUAUGAAUAAAUGGACUUUGAAUAAGAGACUAAAUUUUAAGUAUAUAAAUAAAAUCAACAAAUUAUUUUAUUUUAUCUUCUCGGGUAUUUUUGAAGGGAUCAGUUGUUUUCAGGCAAAGAGUUUUUACUGCUCUUUUAUUUUCUAUCUUGUCUAAGGUAAUAUCAAGUAAUAUUCGGCUGUUAUUUACAUUUGUUCCACCAUCUGCCAAAGGUCUUAUUUCUUUGAAGUUCUUAUGUCUCAUGAGCUCAUCAGUAAGGAAAUAGAAACCUUUGUUCACAGUUCACAGCCAUGUUCUAUGGGCAUGACUGGGCAAUUGUUCUAAGGAGAAGAUAUGAAUAUGAAUCUACAGUUUCAGUUUCAAGCAACUUGUCCUCAAACAGUUUCUUGUGUAUGGAAAAUGGCAACCAGACUUCAAGACCUACACAAGAUCCAUCAGAGUGUGUGAAGGAAGUUAAGUCAUUAAUGUGGGUAUAUGUACUGGUAGGAAAUAUUAUACGUGGAAUGGGUGAAACCCCCAUCAUGCCUUUGGGUAUUUCCUAUAUAGAAGAUUUUGCCAAAUCUGAAAACUCUCCUUUGUAUAUUGGGUUUAUAGAAACAGGAGCUAUCAUUGGUCCUUUGAUUGGACUUUUGUUAGCGUCAUUCUGUGCAAACAUUUAUGUAGACACUGGAUCUGUAAACACAGAUACUCUGACCAUAACUCCCACUGAUACUCGUUGGGUUGGUGCAUGGUGGUUUGGCUUUUUGAUCUGUGCAGGAGUGAAUGUCCUCACUGCCAUUCCUUUUUUCUUUUUGCCCAAAACGCUUCCAAAGGAGGGACUAGAGGGUAAUGCUGACAUCAUUAAAAAUGACAAAGAAGAAAAACAGAGAGGAGAGGUCAAGAAGGAAAAGAAUGGAAUCACUAAAGAUUUUUUACCAUUCAUGAAAAGUCUCUCUUGCAAUCCAAUUUACAUGCUUUUCAUACUUAUAAGUGUGUUACAGUUCAAUGCAUUUGCUAGCAUGUUCUCCUUUAUGCCUAAAUAUCUGGAACAACAAUAUGGAAAAUCAACUUCUGAUGCAAUCUUUCUCAUUGGUAUUUAUAACUUACCUCCAAUAUGCAUUGGAUAUAUUGCUGGUGGUUUAAUUAUGAAGAAGUUCAAGAUUACCGUUAAACAAGCUGCCCACAUAGGAUGUUGGUUAUCUGUAAUUGAGUACCUUCUCUAUUUUUUAUGUUUUCUUGCGACUUGUGAUAAUUCUCCAGUUGCUGGCAUAACUACCUCUUAUGCAGGAAUCCAACAAGAUUUAUAUGUGGGAAAUAAAGUCCUUGAUGACUGCAAUAGAGCUUGCAACUGUCCAACUAAAACAUGGGAUCCUGUAUGUGGCGACAAUGAUUUAUCAUAUAUGUCAGCGUGUCUAGCUGGUUGUGAGACAUCCUCUGGAACUGGAUUGAACAUGGUGUUCCAAAAUUGUAGCUGCAUUCGAACAUCAGGAAAUUCAUCUGCAGUUCUUGGGCUUUGUGACAAAGGCCAUGACUGCUCCAUGAUGCUCCAGUACUUUCUAAUCUUGUCGACAAUUAGCAGUUUUAUUUAUUCUUUAGCUGCCAUACCUGGAUAUAUGGUUCUCCUGAGGUGUAUCAAGUCUGAAGAGAAGUCUCUUGGUGUGGGAUUACAUGCAUUUUGCACAAGAAUAUUUGCUGGCAUUCCAGCACCAAUAUAUUUUGGAGCUUUAGUGGACUCUACCUGUUUACAUUGGGGAACUUUGAAAUGUGGUAAGCCAGGGGCAUGCAGAAUAUAUGAUUCAACAAACUUCAGACACAUCUACCUUGGAUUGCCAGCAGCACUAAGAGGAUUAAGUUUUAUUCCUGCCUUUUUGAUCCUUAUUCUUUUGAGAAAGCGUCAUCUACCUGGUGAAAAUGACCUUUCAGGAACUGAGCUUGCAGUGACGAAGAUUACAGAGAAAGAAAAAGAGUGCAAAGAUGUUCAACAAAAUUCCAAGGUUUUGAAUGAUGAAGAAAUGAAAACUAAACUAUAGUGUCCAAUUCUAUCAGCCUUCCCAGAGGUGGAAAACACAGUAUAAAACUUAAUUGUUUAAAAAUCAUUAGAGGUACUGCAGGUAACUUUUCUUAUCUUUAAGAACUUGCUCAUGGUGAAAGUGUUCACUAUAUGUCUGAAGUAUCAGAACAGCACUUGAGAUGUUUUAGGGGAGACAUUUAUGACAACCACUAAACAGGAUUUUAAAGCCACCUUUACUUUUUAUGUUAAAGCAACAAUUUCUCUUUUAACUCAUUCAAAGAAAGGGUCUGUUUUCUACAUCUCCUUUUCCAAAUAGUUCUAAAAUUUUUCUAUUCUAAAAAUCUAUUUAAUGAUAUCAAAUUUGUAUAUUGGGGUUAUUCAGAGACUGAGAUUUUUAUCCUUUCAUGUGAACUUGAAAUAUUUUAUUCACAUUGAUUACUUUCAUGUGAAGUAAACCUACAACUUUUUAGUAUAUUUAGUAAUUGUUCUUUGAUAUUUCUAUUCAUUCCAGAUAUGGAUUUUCAAAGUAGAUUGCUCAUUACUAUGUCAUCUUUUGUUAUCAAUUCUCUUCUUUAUUACUCAUGUCAUAUAUUUGCUCAUUUUGUUGAAAAUACUGACAAACGUAAUCAGGUUAUUAAAAAUUGUGUAGUGAAGAUGGUUGGAAUUUUUUUCAGCAAUUUAAAUCCAACAACUCAAGUCUUUUUAAAAAUAAGUAUCUGAAUGAAAAGAUAGAAGGACAUUAUGAGAAAAUAGCUCUUACAGACCACUUUAGUACCAGAUAUUGUCAAAGGACUAUUUUCCCAGGUUCAGGAGGCUUUUGUAGAUCAAUGUUUGUUAUUGAUUGGAUCCUAAGUUAGAACACAAACAUUAAUUUCCAAAACUUAUCUGGGAGAAUGAUACUUUUGAAAGUAGCUUCUUUUAUGAAACUGAAGUCAAUAAAAUUCAACAUAUCCAUGAAAAACUAAA